This is a messenger RNA of Vanessa tameamea, 1747 nucleotides long. Its product is annotated as apyrase-like. Gene Ontology annotation, biological process: AMP catabolic process. Gene Ontology annotation, cellular component: plasma membrane. Gene Ontology annotation, molecular function: nucleotide binding; metal ion binding; 5'-nucleotidase activity. The record is from RefSeq and is a predicted model, not a curated record. The transcript has 11 exons. Lineage: Eukaryota; Metazoa; Arthropoda; Insecta; Lepidoptera; Nymphalidae. Bases 88 to 1713 code for a protein of 541 amino acids.
AAGCUGAUGUUAAUGUAGGGAGAUAAGAUUCCAGAUAUCAUAUAUUCUGCAUGCGCCACGCAGUGACCAUCCGCGAAACACGGCGCUAUGUCUGUAAUUUUGGUGCUCAUUUUAGUUAUAAACGCAAUAUCUGGUCAAAUUGAUAGUGACUUGUUUGAAUUAAAUAUCAUUCAUUACAACGAUUUCCAUGCGCAUUUUGACCAAAUUGCAUUAAGUGGUGGGCCAUGCAACCCAACGGAAGGAGACUGCAUCGGUGGCUUCUCGCGCCUCUAUACCGCUAUCAUGCAGGCGCUGGAAGCGGAGCCCGACUCCCUACUGCUCAAUGGCGGAGAUACCUUCCAAGGCACCAUAUGGUAUAACUUCCUACGAUGGAAUGCCAGCCAGCAUUUUAUGAAUAUGUUACCGCAUGACGCCCAUGUACUUGGAAAUCAUGAAUUCGAUCACGGCGUCGAGGGUCUGCUGCCGUAUUUGCAACAUCUGAAAUCUCCAAUGUUAGGAGCCAAUGUUAACACGACCUUCGAACCAGAGAUGACGCCCUUUGUGAAAAAUCAUAUCGUCGUUGAACGGAAUCAACGCAAGAUUGGGAUCAUUGGCGUUCUGCUGCGGACGUUCUCUGCCCCGACUGGACGUGUUAUAAUGGAAGACGAAUUAGAAGCGGUUAAUCGAGAAGCAGCGUUACUCACUGAGAAGGGAGUCGACAUUAUCAUAGUUUUAUCGCACGUCGGAUAUACCAGUGAUAUCUCAUUAGCAGCACGUAUGUCUUCGGACGUAGACAUCAUAGUUGGUGGUCACUCGCACUCGUUGCUCUACAACGGUGAGGCUCCGGACGGCUCCAGACCGGUCGGGGAAUACCCAACUAUCGUCACACAGGACAGCGGCCACAGGAUACUAAUCGUACAGGCAUCGUGUUACACAAGAUACCUGGGUGACAUAAAGCUAUAUAUAGAUAAAGCUGGAAAAAUUGUAUCUUGGAAGGGACAACCUAUUUACCUUGGCACAUCUAUAGUCAGAGAUCCCCAUAUAGAGAGUCUGCUGGAACCGUGGAGACAGGAAGUGGACGCAAUUGGCAAGGAGGUGUUGGGUCGCUCACUGUCAGCGCUGCAGCGCGGCUGUUACCGCGGGGAGUGCAACUUGGCCAACUGGGCUUGCGACGGUCUCAUCGAUGAGGUGGUGGGGCUGGCGCGCGCGGGCGAGUGGGGCGGGGCGCACGUGUGUCUCAUGAACGCGGGCGGCGUGCGCGCGCACAUCGACGUCGGAGAAAUAACGACUGAGGCAUUGUUGAUGGCGUUUCCGUUCGAGAAUUAUGUCCAGCUUUACGAUUUGAAAGGAGAGUAUAUUCUGGAAGCGCUGGAAUUUUCAGUGGGAGUAGCAAUAAGCGAUCCUAGCAACUUCUACAGCAGUCGGAUGUUGCAAAUAGGCGGCCUGCGCGCCGUGUACAACGCGUCGCAGCCGGCGGGCGCGCGCGUGCUACGCGCGGCCGUGCGCUGCUUGCGCUGCGCCGUGCCGCGCUACGAGCCGCUACGGCGGGACAAGGUCUACCGCGUCGUCUCGCAGAGCUACAUCGGCGACGGCGGCGGCGGCUACACGAUGCUGUCACAGAAUAGAGAGAAUCUAGUGACCCUAGAUAUGGACUAUGUAAUGCUGCAGCGAUACCUGCGUCGACAAGGCACCGUCUUCAAAUAUUUGGACGGACGAAUUCAAAUUGUUAAUUAAUUAUGUAAUCGAUUUAGUUUUAAUCUGAAAUAGA